Mangifera indica (mango) is the source of this 1334-nucleotide messenger RNA. RefSeq names its product ribosomal RNA small subunit methyltransferase I. Gene Ontology annotation, molecular function: methyltransferase activity. The record is from RefSeq and is a predicted model, not a curated record. Lineage: Eukaryota; Viridiplantae; Streptophyta; Magnoliopsida; Sapindales; Anacardiaceae. The transcript has 9 exons. The coding region runs from base 46 to 1203 and encodes 385 amino acids.
UAUUGCAACUUGGAAACGUGAGAGGCCGGGCGUUGAGGAUUGAUAAUGACAUUCUACUGCUUCCUUUCACAACUAUUGUGUAUUCACGUUGUCCAAAUGCUGCUGAUACGAAGACUACCUUCAACGGCGAGUUCACUUGUGACAACUGCUUUUCCAUGGCGGAGCAGGCCUCCUAUUUUUCAUACUGAAGCUGAACUCGUAUUUGUAAAAUCAGUCUCUUUUUAUCCUAAACCUUGUAGCCUCUCCUUGUAUUCCACUUCCACCUCACACUCAGAAACUUCCUCCGAAUUCUCAGACUUAAUCGACGAACAAUCGUCGAAACGCGGGCCUCUAGAACCUGGAUUGUAUCUAGUUGCAACACCAAUUGGAAACCUUGAAGAUAUCACCUUACGAGCUCUCCGUGUCUUAAAGUCUGCUAAUGUGAUACUUUCAGAAGACACGAGGCAUUCUGGAAAGUUACUUCAGCAUUACAAUAUUAGAACUCCGCUGCUGAGUUAUCACAAGUUUAACGAGUCACAAAGAGAACAAACAGUGUUGAAAAGGUUGAAACAGGGUGAAAUUGUGGCACUGAUCAGUGAUGCCGGGACACCUGGCAUUAGUGAUCCUGGUACAGAAUUGGCAAAGUUAUGUGUGGAUCAGAGUAUUCCUGUUUUUCCUAUUCCUGGGCCUUCUGCAUUUGUAGCUGCCCUAUCUGCUUCAGGCUUGGCCACCAAUGAGUUUACCUUUGUUGGUUUUCUUCCUAAACAUACUGGAUCAAGGAGAGAGAGACUUAUGGUUUCUGCCAGUGAACCGAAAACCCAAAUAUUUUAUGUUCCUCCUCACAAGCUUUGUCAAUUUCUUGAAGAAACAUCCUCAAUUUUUGGUUACUUGCGACGGUGUGUCAUAGCUCGGGAAAUAACAAAGAUCCAUGAACAGUUCUGGCGGGGCACCUUAGGGGAAGCCAAAGAUGCAUUCUCAACUCAACAACCAAAAGGAGAAAUUACACUCUUAGUUGAAGGCAAGGCAAUUUGUGCAGUUGAAGCUCCAUCAGAGGAUCAGCUUGAGAAUGAGUUGAGAGAAUUGAUCUCCAGUGGGCACAAUCUUUCUAUGGCUGUCAAAUUGGUGGCUGAAGGAACAUCAGUGAGAAGGAAAACUGUAUAUUCUCUGGCAUUGAAGAAAUUUGGGAAGCAACUUGAAGCAGAGGAUGAUUUAAAUAAAUGCUAAUCAUCCUCUGAGUGGGUUCUGUUACUUGCUAUUUUAUUUUUCUUUUACUUGUAGUAAUACAUUUGUCAGAAGUGACGGUCUCUAUAGCCCCUCUCUUGACACGACUGAAUGAAUUUGCAUUUUGGUGUCAA